Molecule: messenger RNA, 1968 nt
Organism: Prunus mume (Japanese apricot)
Lineage: Eukaryota; Viridiplantae; Streptophyta; Magnoliopsida; Rosales; Rosaceae
Source: RefSeq, a predicted model, not a curated record
AUGGCGAUGAAGGAAGACUGCUGUGCCAUGCAACUCAUCGACCACAACAGCGAAUUCAAUGCUGCUGGAUUCAACCGCUUCACAGAGAAAGUGAAGCUUGCUGACCACGGACUCUCCUACGCCGUCGUUGCCAUCAUGGGUCCUCAGAGUAGCGGAAAGAGCACUUUAAUGAACCAUCUCUUCCACACUAACUUCAGGGAGAUGGAUGCAUACCAGGGAAGGAACCAAACAACCAAGGGUGUUUGGCUAGCCAAGUGUGUUGGCAUUCAGCCUUUCACCAUCGCCAUGGAUUUGGAGGGUACCGAUGGCAGCGAGAGAGGCCAGGAUGAUAUUGCAUUCGAGAAGCAAAGCGCCCUAUUUGCGCUUGCAAUUUCGGACAUUGUGAUCAUAAAUAUGUGGUGCCACGAUAUUGGUAGGGAGAACGCUUCCAACAAACCUUUACUAAGAACCAUAUGGGAUGGAGUUCAGAAGCCACAAGCCCAUGAAAGUACCUUGCUCAAUGACAUUUUUAACGUACAAGUAGUUGCUUUGCCCAAUUAUGAGAGUGAGGAGGAGAUAUUUAAGGAGGAGGUUGGUCAACUGAGGCAGCGAUUCCCCAGCUAUACUUCUCAAGGAGGCCUUGCUAGUGAUAGAAUUCCAGCCUCAGCAUUUUCUUUUAGUGCACAGGACAUAUGGAAUGUAAUCAAAGAGAACAGGGACCUGGAUCUUCCUAAUCACAAGGUUAUGGUUGCCACCGUUCGGUGUAAAGAGAUUGCCGCUGAGAAAUUCAACCAACUGAUGCAAAACAAGGAUUGGUUGGCAUGGGUAGAAGCUGCUAAAACUAGUCCGGUACCAGGCUUUGGUGAAAAGCUUACCUCAAUUCUAAACACCUAUCUUUCUGAAUAUGACAAGGAGGCCAUGUACUUUGACGAAGGUGUAAGGAACGAAAGAAAGGAGGAACUGCAGUUGAAAGCACUGGAAUCUGUCCAUGUUACCUACACUACCAUGCUUGGACACCUAAGUUCUAAAGUACUUGAAGAGUUCAAAGUGAGACUGGAGAAGUCCUUAAAAGAAGGAUCAUUUGAUUCAUCUGUUAGCGCAUCAUGUAUUGUGUCCUCCAUGCGUGAGUUUGACCAAGGGUGUAAAGAUGCCACUAUGCAGAAUGCAAAUUGGGAUUCUUCAAGCAUUCGAAAAAUACUUGUUUGUGAUAUAGAUGCACAUGCAUUACGUGUUCAUGAUGUAAAGUUAUCGGAGUUGAAAGAUAAGUGUGAGAAACAACUUUCUACAUCUUUAACAAAACAGGUUGAGGCUCAUCUUGAAGAUGGUAUAGAAGACGUCUGGGCUUCAAUAAGAUCCGUUCUUCAUCAUCACACUGAAGAGGCGGUAUCAAUGUUGUCAACUGAAAUAGUUGCUUUUAAUGUGGACAACAAAUCAAUUGCCAAAAUGGAACAAGACUUAAGGGCCUGUGCAAGAAAUGUGGUGGAGAAAAUAGUAAGAGACAAGACAGGAUCAAAUUUUGAUGCUCAUGAAACACCAGUAGGGAACUUGUUUGAAAUAGUCUUCUUCUAUGAUCGUGAUAACAAUCCUAGGGCUUGGACAAAAAAAAAAGUAGUUAGAGCUGCUACCAAGGAUGCCUACUCUGCUUCUCUCAAGGUUUUAUCGGUUAUGGCUGCCAUUUGCUUAGAUGAUGGGACGCCCAAUAAUAUUGAAAAAAGUCUCUUUUCUUCUCUAAUGGAUGAAACUAAAGCCGCUAAAGAUCCUCUUGGCUCAAGCACUUGGGAAGGGGUCUCUCCAAAGGAUACCGUUAUUACACCAGUGCGGUGCAAGUCGUUGUGGGAAAAUUUCAAACUAGAGACUCGUAAUCAUGUUACUCAAGCUACAUCAGCGCGGGACACUGCAAAGAAGCAUUGGUUGGCGAAGUUUGCAAUUGCUUUGACAGCUGGGGUUGCUUCGGCAAUUGUUGGAGCCCCAAUAGCAGAAGCACUAUAG